UUUAAUCUUUCAAAAAUAUAUUUGGUGAUAGUAGAGUUGUUGCUUUUGUAUUGGUGUUGUUGUCAUGAUAAAAUAUGAAUAAUUGUCUUCUUAGAGCAGCCCGGGUUUGUAGGCGAAUACCCCCGUGUUGCAGAUACCCUCAGUGUUCCUGUGCAGGGUUUUUUUUUUCCCACAUUCAUUUAACGCCGCAUCGUUAGGUCCAAUGGUUCGAAGGGAUUCAUGCAGCCAGCCAGUCAGGGCGCUUCUACGGAAAUUCCGUUGGGUCAAAUCAAUGUUAAACCCUUCGCGAGCUGAGACCUCUACAGUCUGACAUCGUUCCAAUGUCGAGAUAAUGGCGAAAAUGGGGCCGCUGUUUAAGUCAACGCAAUGAGGUGGUGCAUCUGUCGACUGGCGUUGAAGUGUGCCGAUGGUCGAGCGCGACGGGCAGUUUGAUGAUCAGAGGCGACGGCGACGGAGAACGUGUUCAGGUGGCGGCUCCAAGGAGACUGCUGUGAUGCUACGUAGGCAACUGGAAGAAAAGGGCUUUUCUACCAUGAGAGAGUGUGUGUGAGCCCGGGGUUUUGUCUUCUUUUUCCUGGAGACACGGGCGCUCUACGGACUCGGUUUUCUUUUGUUGUUGUUUCGGUUUAAUUCAUUUUUUGGAAUUGACUCGACUGGCUCGUGAGUUGUUUCCGCCGUGGAGGAUAAAGCGGGGAUACCGAGCGAGCUGGUGAAGUUGUGGGGAAUGGCAGGUCGAAGCCGAAGAGCCUGGUUUAGUGUUCUGCUGGGACUGGUGCUCGGGUUCACCCUGGCUUCCAGACUCAUUUUGCCCAAGGCGACCGAGUUGAAGACAGCCGGACAGAAGCGGAGAGCCGGCGCCGCCGGCUGUGGGCUGAACGGCGCGCUCGGGCUCGGGAGCGAACGCGGCGGCGGCGGCGGCGCGCCAUGGCCAGCGCGAGAUAACGGUCCGCCGGCGACGGAGGAACCCGGCUCCCGCUCCAACGACUUCCUGUUCGUCGGCGUCAUGACUGCCCAGAAGUACCUGAACAGCCGGGCCGUGGCGGCGCACAGGACCUGGGCACAGACGGUUCCAGGCGACGUGGAGUUCUUCUCCAGUGAGGGCUCUGACACCUCCAUACCCAUCCCCAUCGUGGCUCUGCGGAAUGUGGAUGACUCAUACCCACCCCAGAAGAAGUCCUUCAUGAUGCUUAAGUACAUGCACGACCAUUACCUGGACAGGUACGAGUGGUUCAUGAGGGCCGACGACGACGUCUACAUUAAGAGCGAGAAGCUGGAGAGCUUCCUGCGCAGCCUCAACAGCAGCGAGGCCAUUUUCCUCGGCCAAACGGGCAUGGGGGCCCGGGACGAGCUGGGGAAACUGGCACUGGAGCCUGGGGAGAACUUCUGCAUGGGGGGGCCUGGGGUCAUCAUGAGCCGCGAGGUCCUCAGGCGGAUGGUGCCCCACAUCCGGGAGUGUCUACAGGAGAUGUACACUACCCAUGAAGACGUGGAGGUAGGGCGAUGUGUCAGGAGGUUCGCAGGGGUCCAGUGUGUCUGGUCCUAUGAGAUGCAGCAGCUGUUCUAUGAGAACUACGAACCAAACAAGAAGGGCUACAUACGAGAUCUCCACAACAGCAAGAUCCAUCGAGCCAUCACCCUCCACCCCAACAAGAACCCUCCUUACCAGUAUCGCCUACACAGCUACAUGCUCAGCCGCAAGAUCGCAGACCUGCGCCACCGAACCAUUGAGCUCCACCGGGAGAUCGUCCAGAUGGGACGAUACGGAGCGGCUGAGCCCAGCCGAGACGACCUCCAGCUUGGCAUGCCGCCCUCAUUUAUGCGCUUCCACCCGCGACAGAGAGAAGAGGUCCUGGAGUGGGAGUUCCUGACAGGGAAGUACCUGUACUCAGCAUCUGACGGUCAGCCGCCCCGCCGCGGGAUGGAUUCCUCCCAGAGGCAGGCCUUGGAUGACAUCAUCAUGCAAGUGAUGGAGAUGAUAAACGCAAAUGCCAAGACACGCGGCCGGGUCAUUGAUUUCAAAGAAAUCCAAUAUGGCUAUCGGAGGGUCAACCCUUUAUAUGGGGCAGAGUACGUGCUGGACCUGCUCCUGCUGUACAAGAAGCACAAAGGAAAGACCAUGACGGUUCCUGUGAGGAGGCACGCCUACCUGCAGCAGACCUUCAGCCAGAUGCAGUUCAGAGAGGAGGAGGAGAUGGAUGCCCGAGCUCUGGCCAGCCACAUUAACAAGGAGUCCGACUCCCUCUCAUUUCUGUCGAACUCCCUCAAGAUGCUGGUGCCCUUUAAGCUGGCCACCUCUGGCCAGGACCAGAGGGAACCCAAAGAGAAGAAAGUCAACAUCCUGGUGCCUCUGUCGGGACGCUAUGACAUCUUUGUGCGCUUCAUGGUCAACUUUGAAAGAGUUUGUCUGAUCCCCAACCAGAACGUCAAGCUGCUGAUCCUGCUCUUCAGCACAGACAACAACACAGAGCGGGUGAAGCAAGUGGAGCUCAUGAGGGAGUAUCACAUGAAGUAUCCGCGGGCCGAGAUGGAGAUAAAACCCGUCACCGGCUCCUUCUCCAGGGCUCUGGCUUUGGAGGUGGGUUCCUUACAUUUCUCCAAUGAUUCUCUGCUCUUCUACUGUGACGUGGAUCUACUCUUCACCAGCGACUUUCUCAAGCGCUGUCGGGCCAACACCGCCCUGGGGGGGCAGUCCUACUUCCCCAUCAUCUUCAGCCAGUACGAUCCCAAGGUGGUGUACGCUGGGAAGGUCCCGAGCAACAACCACUACGUCUUCACCUCCAAGACGGGCCUGUGGAGGAACUACGGCUUUGGGAUCGUUUGCGUCUACAAGGGAGACUUGGUCACAGCUGGAGGCUUUGAUACCUCUAUACAGGGGUGGGGAUUGGAGGACGUGGACCUUUUUAAUAAAUUUGUCCAGUCAGGGAUUAAGUUGUUCAGAAGUACGGACACGGGGAUAGUACACGUCCACCACCAGGUCGUAUGUGAUCCCAACCUGGAGGCGAAGCAAUACAAGAUGUGCCUGGGCUCCAAAGCCUCAUCACACGGCUCCACCCAGCAGCUGGCCGAGCUCUGGCUGGAGAAGAACGACCUUGGCUUUAGGAGACUGGCCAGUAAUAACGGCUCGGUUAGGACAGUGUGAAGAAAGCCGGGCUGUCUUAUAAACUUGACGUGAACCUUCUCUGUGCUCCCUUUCUCCUCUUAGUGGUGUUUUCACUACCUAAUUUAUUUUUUACUGAAAUGAAAAGACUCAACGUGGAUAUCUUUUGAGAUUUAUUUUUUUUGAUUUUUUUUUUAAGAAAAUGAACAGAAACGCCACGACGAACAUUUCUAGAGGCUGUCUGGGACCUUAUAUGUGUGUUUUGAUUGAUGGUUGAAGGAAUAUUAACCAAUAUUCUGGUGUGCACCUGAUCACACAGGGGGCCAGAGGUUCCUCCAGCCUGUUAAAUAUUAUCUGUCAGGGCAGCAGGAGACAGGGGGGGGCAGGGAUCAUGCUUGUGUACCUCAGUGAAGUACACCGCCAGAGCGUUAAAUAUUUCAUCUGUCUUGUCCGCAGAAAACAGAUGAACGUGUGUCCAUGUACUUUCAGACCAGCAGUGCUCAAAACAUAACUCAACUCUUGAUUGUGAAUGUUUACAAAAGACUGAUUCCAAACAUUUCACCAAUGAAAAGUCCAUUUACAGCGAUCUGAGUGAUUACCGAGGGCCAUUGAAUUAGAUAACUUAAGAUUUACAGUCGUUUUCUCUUUUGUUUUGCUUUAACCGUUUUGUUAAUACAACAUAACACUGUUACCGUUUUUGUAUUUUUCUUUUACUAUUAAUUUCUGUGAACCCAACUGCUGGAUUUGAUAUCUACAAUUCAUCUUUUGCUGUCUAAUUUAUUGAAUUUGCAGGCUCCAUUUUCUACUUUCUGGCUGUUUGAAUAUGUAUAUUGGAAAGAUUGUAUAACCAGUUGUGGGAUAGUUUUUAUUCAUGUUUAUUUUCUUUAACUCAUUAUCACCAAAGAGUUUUGCACAGUCUACUUUAGGUAUCAUGGUGCGUGCGUGCGUGCGUGCGUGCGUGCGUGCGUGCGUGCGUGUGCGUGUGCGUGUGUGAGUGAGUGUUUUGCAGGCACAAACAUGAAACUGGCUGUAUAAUUGAGUAAACACAAAAGCUUUUUCAAUCCCCGGCCUCUCUGGUGGUUCUGAUGGGUGAGGCUGGAACCAGACUGGCUUUCAUUCCAGCAGGUUGAAAUGGGAGCAGCGCUCUGGUUGGCCAGGUCAAGUCACACAUCGCUGUCUCUUUCUAUAAAUGACGUUCUUUUAUUUUGAAAUAACAAUAAUAAUAAUAAUGAUAAAAAGAAACAUGUUGUGGCUGGUCCCAGUCUACAGAGGUGUGAUGUCAGUGCUGAUUCCACUGAGCUGUGAUGUGAAAACCCGCGGUCUGGUCCUGUUUUGCAGGUUUGAGGGCAAUGACAUUUCCUCGUUCAUGCCUGUGUUGCUUACAUGCAGGUACUGCACCGUACAUUGUAGCACUCCAUCGGAUGAAUGCUCCUCUUUCAGCAGUGCAACAAGAAGGAUGACUGAUUUUUUAAAACUGACGUUAACAGGAUCAUCUUAGAAUUUUUUUUAUUUUUUUUUUUAUUUCUUUGACUUUUAUAAUAUUUGUUCUUUCAAACCUGUCCAACUGGACGAUGUUUUCUAUUUAAGAAAUAAAAUGGGGGGAAACGUAUGAAAA
This is a messenger RNA of Scophthalmus maximus (turbot), 4712 nucleotides long. It is a transcript of the gene chsy1, whose product is annotated as chondroitin sulfate synthase 1. Lineage: Eukaryota; Metazoa; Chordata; Actinopteri; Pleuronectiformes; Scophthalmidae. The transcript has 3 exons. The coding region runs from base 725 to 3139 and encodes 804 amino acids. Gene Ontology annotation, molecular function: glucuronosyl-N-acetylgalactosaminyl-proteoglycan 4-beta-N-acetylgalactosaminyltransferase activity. The record is from RefSeq and is a predicted model, not a curated record. Gene Ontology annotation, cellular component: Golgi cisterna membrane.